Molecule: messenger RNA, 4257 nt
Organism: Schistocerca serialis cubense
Lineage: Eukaryota; Metazoa; Arthropoda; Insecta; Orthoptera; Acrididae
Product: carcinine transporter
Exons: 12
Coding region: 8-1954 (648 amino acids)
Biological process (GO): transmembrane transport
Cellular component (GO): membrane
Molecular function (GO): transmembrane transporter activity
Source: RefSeq, a predicted model, not a curated record
UCCCGCCAUGGCCGGCAGCGCAGCAGCAGGCCCGGAGCGCGCGCCCGCCAGCGCCACGGGCGCGCGGCGGUCGUCAGCGGAUGUCAUGGACCUGGAUGAAGUUCUACCACAAGUGGGCGAGUUUGGACUUUAUCAGAAACUUCUCCUAUGGCUGGUGUGCCUGCCAGCAUGUAUUCCCUGUGGCUUCUCUGCUUUCAACCAGCUGUUCAUGGCACAUGUUCCUGAUCACUGGUGUCGUCCACCUGUUGCACUUCAAGAACUUUCAUCACAUACUGCCCGUGCACUAAGCUCACCACUUGAGGGCAAUUCAAACAACACAUUUGAAAAAUGUAUUCGCUUUGCUGUUAAUUGGACAGAGCUGCUUACGCAGUAUUCUCCAGAUGAAAUCAUGCCAAAUUUGAGCUGGCCAGUGGAAGAGUGUAAAGAUGGCUGGGAGUAUAAUACAACAGAGAUCUCCUCCUCUGUCGUAAUUGAUUUUAAUCUGGUGUGUCAUCAUGCAAUAUAUCCCACUAUUGCUUUAUCUGCAUUGAAUAUGGGUGCACCAAUAGGUGUGUACAUGUUUGGCAUGAUUAAUGACAGAGUGGGCAGACGGAUAUCGUUCUUCUGUUGUUUGACAACAAUGCUGAUUGGAGGCUUCAUGACAGCAGCAGCUAAAGACUUUUGGACAUGGAUGACAAGCAGAAUCAUAGUGGGACUAGCAGUGCCAGCCAUUUACCAGAUACCAUUCAUAAUAUCACUCGAGCUGGUUGGACCAAAUUACCGAUCAUUUGUAACUGUGAUGACAUGUAUGUUCUACACACUUGGACUUGUAAUGCUUGCUGGAGUGACAUAUUUAGUGAGGGAUUGGGUUCAUUUGGCCCUUGCUACAACUGUGCCAUUCCUCUUAUAUUAUGUGUACUGGUUUUUUCUUCCAGAAAGCCCUAGAUGGCUUCUUGCAAAAGGACAAUUUGAGGAAGGAUCAAAAAUUCUUCAUACACUGGCAAGAAUCAAUAAAAAAGAACUACCCUCUACAUUUACAGAGAAACUAAAGCAACGCAUGACUUUAAAACGUUCACUUAGUGAAGAGAAACGUUUACAUGAGACUCCAGGUGUUAUGGCUCUGUGCAGGACGCCAAACAUGCAACUCAAGACUGCAUUAAUUACACUGAAUUGGUUUUCAAAUGAGCUAGUGUAUGUGGGACUGAGUUAUUAUGGUCCAUCUCUUGGAAGUAAUGAGUACACAAGCUUCCUCUUGUCAUCGCUGGUUGAGAUACCCAGCUAUUUGGCGUGCUGGGUUGUUAUGGAUCACUGGGGCCGCAGGUGGCCAUUGUGCAUCAGCAUGAUUGUUAGUGGAGUGAGUUGCAUUGUUACAGUGCUCCUGCCCACAGAUGCUGUAAAUACUACUUUGGCACUCUACUUAAUUUCAAAAUUUGCCAUUUCUGCCUCAUUUUUAAUAAUAUAUCCGUUUGCUGGUGAGCUUUAUCCAACACAGCUAAGAGGCAUAGGGAUUGGUACAUCAGCAUACAUUGGUGGACUUGGGCUAAUCAUUAUCCCUUUCAUCACUUAUCUGGGUUCAGAAAACUUAGUACUACCACUUGUAAUUAUGGGAGCUAUAUCAGUAAUUGGAGGACUGUCUGGACUGCGACUUCCAGAGACAUUACAUCACCGACUGCCACAGACUGUUGAAGAAGGUGAAGAAUUUGGGAAAGACUGGUCUUUCAAGGAUUGUAUUCGUUGCAUACCUGAGAGGCCAUCAUCUAUAGCAACAUCAUAUGAAGAUCUUGAACCACAUGAAACUGUGGAACUACCCGUUAUGCCACAAGAAUUAGUGCAGCCUCCAAGUGAAGCAACACCACUGGAGCGAAGAGAAACUAGACGCUUCUCUAAUAGGACUCCAAGACUAGUUCGUCAGUCAAGUGUUAUGGAAACUCCAGUGGAUUCAUCAGGUGUUAUGCAAAUGACUUACUGGUUCUAGAAUGUUAUGACACGUGAACCCACCCUUAUGUGUGUUCAGAUUGACAGUUCCGUUUUGCAUAACAUUGUAAAAAAGUUGGGAAAUUUGUUGUAUAGGUUGACAUUUCUUCUCUGAAAAAGAAACUGCUGCCCUGGAUUUUUAUAUAUGAAAAUAAUUUUUUUAUAUUUCUUUGACAUGUAUUUCUCCCACAAACAUUGCUAUUUGGUAAAUAAUGCUGACACAAAAUAACUCAGCAAAUAUUCAAAAUGUUUCUGUCUUUUUAUGUAUUCUGGAAAGAAAAAUGAUUAUAUAUUGCUGCUAAAUUAGUUCAUUUGCGUGAGAAUUGUUGCUAUGUGAAAAACAAUUCAUAAAUUCAGGUUUUUAUUUAGAAUUGUGAAUACUGUACUAAUAAUACAAAGAACAUGGAAAUAUUAUAUAAGGGCAGGCAUAAUGCCAAUGGAGGGGUGUAGCAACUGUUGGAAAAUUGCAGCAACUUUUGGAAAAUUAUAGCUAAUUAUUUACUUCAAUCACAGUUGCUGUUUAAUGAAGGUCAUUACAUUACUGAUGGCUGAAGUAUGUUAUCAACUACAAUAUGGAAAAACAUGGCUGACUGUAAAUGACAAGCUUUCUAGCAGCAUCACAAAAUUCCAUCUAGUUAUGAAGAAAAUCACAAUCCAUUUACUAGGUUAGUAGGUGGGAAGAGGCUUGCUGGGUUUUCAUAGAUAGCAUAAUUUUCCAAUAGAAUAAGGACAAUCUUUUUCAUUAUUAUAUUUUAGAUGCAAUUGGCAAUCAUUUUGUAUACAAAAAACUUACAGUAAGCAGUGUAUAUUUUAAAAGAAUACUUGUUCAAAUGAAAUAGGUAAAUGUUUGAAUGUAUGCAUGUGGAAGUAUACAAUUUGUGUUACGGGCUACAGUAAGAAUGUUCUGGAUUAUAAACAAGUGAAUGAAAUAGUGAUGGGUAACUUCAAUCAAACAUAUUAUAUGUUUUUGCUUCUUGCAGCUUUAUACAUUGACGUCAGACGUGAAAAAAUAAAAAUGAGUGUAUAUUCCAUAAGCAUACUUCUUCUCUUUUGCAAUUAUCAGGACAGACAUGUGUAACUUUAAAAAAAUGUAACAUAUGUAUUGAAAUAAUACAGAAAGAACAGCGGUCCCAGCAACAUGAAGAUUUCUAGAGGUAAAAUGCUGCUUAAAACAUGGAAAAAGCAAUGAAGUUUAAAGGUAUCAUUCUGGUAAUAACAUUGCACUUCCUUUCAUAUCUGUGGCAAAUAUUUUUGUGUGUGUCAUACUGUGAGCAGCUGUUGGAACACAAUCCACAUUAUUACGUAAUUAAUGAUCUAUGUUGAUUGAAAAGUAUUAAUUUAUGAUUUUAUGUGGACAUUUUUAAAGAUGUAGUCUUCUACGCUCGGAAGGAUAUAUCCAUGUUAAGUGUUGAUACUGACAUUGUUAAUGUUUAUGCACCAACAUGGGUUGCCUUUUUUGAUUUUCAGACAAGUAACACACAAUAGGCAUUACACAUUUUUGUUUUACGUGUAUUUUUAUUAUUAGAUUACACAUAAUGAUAUUUUAAACCUGGCAACUAUAUAGCAUAAUGGUCAAAAUUUUUCAUUAACAGUGAUUAGUAAUAGAACAAAAUAACAGAACACUUCCUUCACAUCUCAUUACUCAAUUUAAAUGCUGAAUUUAUCAAAUUUUACAUCUUAUGUAUAAUGCAGUGUGCUCACUUCAUGAACUCUCAACCACAGAUGAUACAACUUGCUGGCCUGUUAUAUGUGUGCACCCAAAGAUACACACACCACAAAGUCAUUGCAUUGAUACCAUUAGAUUUUAAAUAUGAAUUUGUAGUACUCCCUUUCUACUUCAAGGAAUGCUUAAAAUUGUUUCCUCCCUGCUGUAAGAUAUGUGUCACAGCCAUUGUUCAGUGUAAUGACCCUUUCUUCAACUUAUUAUAAGCAAUUAAAUUAAUUCUGUGUCUUAGUACAGCCUUCAGUAGAAUGAGGAUUAGUUUGGUAUAGUUUUGUAAAUCUUACCAUUUAGAUUUACCCAAAUGCAUAAGUCACAAUAACUAAGAUCAAAGGACUUGAGGGCCAUAAAUAUCAUAUACCUAUCUAAUCAUAAAAAGAAAUCUAUUAGCGAUCAGGAAAGAUACAGUAGUAUAAACUGUAAUAUUGUCUUCAUGAAAAUACUUUUUCUCAUCUGUUUGUUAAAUAAUGGAAUGAAUAUUGUUGUCACAUGAAAGUCAGAAGUUACAUGUCUAUUAAUAAAGAUAUGGGCAGCUAUUUGGCAUGUUCUUAUUGCAGUCAACCAUCUCAUUUUAAGACUUUGUU